AUGAAAAUGCAUAUCUGGAUUCCGAAAAUACUUUUUCUGGUUGCAACAUCUCUGAAUCUAGUUGAGAUGUACGACAAUUAUGGAGAGAUAUGUAGGAAUCUGUGUACUUGCGAGGAGAAGGAAGGGAUUUUAACUGUCAGCUGUGAGAACAGAGGUAUUGUGAAACUGUCGGAAAUAAGCCCAGUGCAUUUUUCCAUGUAUCAUCUCUUGCUGACAGGGAAUCUGUUGAAAAAAUUGUCCCUCAAUGACUUCAUCAACUACACUGGAGUGACCAUACUGCAUUUAGGUAACAAUGACAUAUCUGAAGUGGAGACUGGGGCUUUUAAUGGACUCCAAGGAUUAAAAAGAUUGCACCUAAAUAAUAAUAAAAUAGACAUUUUGAGGGAUGACACAUUUGUUGGGCUCGAAAACCUGGAAUAUCUUCAGAUUGAUUAUAACUUUAUCAGCAUCAUAGAACCCAAUGCUCUGAGCAAGCUCCAUCAGCUCACUGUGCUAAUUUUGAAUGACAACCUGUUGUCCACUCUGCCUGCAAACAUUUUCCGGAAUGUGCCCUUGACACAUCUGGAUCUCAGGGGCAACCGGCUGAAAAUGUUUCCAUACAUCGGCCUUUUGGAGCAUAUGGAUAAAGUAGUGGAAUUACAACUUGAAGAGAACCCAUGGAAUUGUUCAUGUGAGCUUAUUGCUCUGAAGGCUUGGCUGGAGAGUAUAGCUUACACAGCUCUGGUUGGGGAGGUCGUUUGUGAGACGCCUUUCCGGCUCCAUGGGAGAGACUUGGAUGAAGUCUCCAAGCAGGAGCUGUGUCCUCGACGUGCUAUCUCUGAAUAUGAGAUGCGACCACCACCACCACCCCUUAGCACUGGUGGCUAUUUCCAGACCACUCCAGCUGCAGUGACUGCCUCAGCAACAUCCUCAGCUGUCCUACGGUCCUCCUCCCGACCCACCAAGGGCACGCGGCAACUGAACAAAACCAAGUCUCCUAAACCCACAUCACGCAUCACAGUCAACCCCUACGGGACCAUAAUUGCUUUUCAGACCAAAUCUCCCGUGCCUUUGGACUGUCCCACAACCUGCACAUGCAAUCUGCAAAUCUCAGAUCUUGGGCUUAAUGUCAACUGCCAAGAGAGGAAGAUCGAGAACAUAUCGGAUCUAAAACCCAAGCCAUACAAUCCCAAAAAGAUGUACCUCACUGGGAAUUACAUACCUGUUGUGCGUCGAUCAGAUUUCAUAGAGGCCACUGGAUUGGAUUUGCUUCACUUGGGAAAUAAUCGGAUAGCAGUCAUACAUGACAGAGCCUUUGCGGAUUUAGUUAACCUCCGUAGACUUUAUCUGAAUGGCAAUUUAAUUGACCGGCUCACAGCAGACAUGUUUUUUGGGCUUCAGAGUCUACAAUAUCUGUAUUUAGAAUAUAACAAGAUCCGAGAGAUUGUAGGGGGCACCUUCCGAUUUGUUCCCAAUUUGCAGCUGCUCUUCUUAAACAACAAUCUUCUCAAAACCUUACCAGGAGGCAUCUUUUCUAGUCUUUCUCUCUCUCGGCUUAAUCUGCGCAGUAAUCACUUUCAGAAUCUACCCGUGAGUGGAGUUUUGGAUCAGCUGAAAUCACUGGUGCAGAUUGAUCUUUUCGAGAACCCCUGGGAUUGUUCCUGUGAUGUUGUCGGGAUGAAGAUCUGGCUGGAGCAACUGAACUCUGGCACAGUGGUCAAUGACGUCAUUUGUGAAACUCCCAAGCGUCUAGCAGGCCAAGACAUGCGCACUGUUCUCGCUGAGCAACUCUGUCCAGACUACUCUGAUAUGGUUGUGUCCACGGUGGCACCUUCUGAGGAGCCUUUUGCUGGUCUGGCAACCACCACAGAAACUGCUCAGGGGUUCAACCCUCCAUCCAGCACUGUCCCUCUCUCUGUUCUUAUUCUCAGUCUCCUGCUUGUCUUCAUUAUGUCUGUUUUUGUGGCAGCUGGGCUGUUUGUGGUAGUGAUGAAGCGGCGUAAGAAGUCUCAGAGCGAUCGCACGAGCACCAAUAACUCUGACGUGAGCUCCUUCAACCUGCAGUACAGCCUCUAUAGCAACCGCUCCGUGCCCAAGGUCAAACCCCCAGCCAGCCACGUCUAUGAGUUCAUUCCCCCACCGCUGGGUCACAUGAGUAAAAACCCAAUCUACAGGUCCAGGGAUGGCAACCCAGUGGAGGAUUACCAUGAUCUGCAUGAGCUAAAGGUGACCUACAGAAGUAAUGCCGAGGAAGAGCGAGAUAACACCCUAAGGAGCCCCGCAUAUACAGUUAGCACCAUUGAGGCCCGUGAGGAUCCGUCCCCUGUGCAGGAUGCUGAACAUUUCUUUAGAGGGAUCCUUGAGCCGGACAAACCUCCAACCACUCCUGGAAACAGGUAUGAGUACAAGUACACUGGCCCCGUCCCUUACACAUACAACCCAAACUUUGAUGUUAGACGCCAGUUCUUGCACCCUGAAGGGAUGCGAGAAACUGUCCUCUAUGGCACUGCGCCAAGUACUGUCUAUGUGGAACCGAACAGAAAUGAAUAUUUGGAACUAAAGGCGAAACUUCAGGUUGAGCCGGACUACCUCGAAGUUCUUGAGAAACAGACAACAUUCAGCCAAUUUUGA
Messenger RNA from Chanos chanos (milkfish), 2610 nucleotides. It is a transcript of the gene slitrk5, whose product is annotated as SLIT and NTRK like family member 5. Gene Ontology annotation, molecular function: protein binding. Bases 1 to 2610 code for a protein of 869 amino acids. The transcript has a single exon. Lineage: Eukaryota; Metazoa; Chordata; Actinopteri; Gonorynchiformes; Chanidae. Gene Ontology annotation, biological process: axonogenesis; positive regulation of synapse assembly. The record is from RefSeq and is a predicted model, not a curated record.